Molecule: messenger RNA, 2139 nt
Organism: Malassezia vespertilionis
Lineage: Eukaryota; Fungi; Basidiomycota; Malasseziomycetes; Malasseziales; Malasseziaceae
Exons: 1
Coding region: 1-2139 (712 amino acids)
Biological process (GO): monoatomic cation transport; intracellular calcium ion homeostasis; transmembrane transport
Cellular component (GO): membrane
Molecular function (GO): monoatomic cation transmembrane transporter activity
Source: RefSeq, a predicted model, not a curated record
AUGCAGCAAAUUUGGCGCAUUUAUGUGCUCUUCUUGCUGAUCGUGUGCACGUUGCCGGGAGGCUUGGCGCAUGCGAGCGCAACAUCUGUGCUUGAGGAGUGCCAACUGCUGCCUCCUCUGCUGCGUGGCGUCGAUGCCUGUCGCCUUAUCGAGCAGCAAUGCUCCGAUUCGGCGUCUUUCUUCUACCUGAAACUGUACUACUGUGUGGGAGCAGAGGAGAACCCGGCCCACGUUAUUACACAGGGCUUUUUGCAUUUGAUUGCUGUUGCGGGGAUUGGUACGUGGCUCCUUUUUCUGUUCAGCGCCAUGGGCGUCGUCGCAAACGACUUUUUCUGUCCAAACCUCUCUGCGCUUGCGUCCAACUUUGGCUUGAGUGACAGCACUGUUGGCGUCACGUUCCUUGCAUUUGGAAACGGAUUCCCCGACGUGAUCUCGACGUUCCGCGCGAUGCAAAAAAACGCGGGUUCGAUGGCCAUUGGCGAAUUGAUGGGCGCUGCCGUGUUCACUGUAUCCAUCGUGUGUGGCAGCAUUAUGGUAUUCUACUCUUUCCAUAUUCACCCAUUUGUAUUGCUCAGGGACGUUGGCGUCUAUGCGCUGGCGGUUGGGAUGACCUUGUACUUUUUGCACGAUACACUGCUCGGAUUCCAAGAAGGGCUCAUCAUGGCCGGCAUUUAUGUCUUGUUCAUUGUGCUUGUCGUUUUUGGAAAUGCAUGGUCCCACGAGCCGCGCGCAGAUACCUGUGCAUCGGAGCACGCCCCGUUGCUCGGCAGGGGAAAUGGCGCCUCGCCCGGCGCGUCCGAUGCGGACAUUCAAACGGCGCCGCAUGUCAUCAAACAUUCCCUCGUCACCGCCAUGGAUUUGCACGAUUUUGCGUCGAGUAUGCACCGCGAUCGGUUCCGGCCAGACUCGCCACUGCUACCUUCCAUCUCGACCGACAUUGCCGAGCACAUGCUCGACCCCGCACACCAUUUCAAUACAUCCCCUGCACGCUCCACUCUAUUUUCACGCCAUGCCCUGCGCCGAUCCAAUUCGCACGACCCAAUUUUUGACGCACCGCCGCCUGUACCGCACCGCGCAUCGAGUCCCAAUUUCGAGUUCAAUAUCCCUUCUAUCCGCGUCCAGCGUCCAUCGUUGGACUUGACGCGCCCGCCGCUGCGUCUGCACCGUGUGCUGCUCGUGGCCUUCUUCCCGUCGCUAAUGCACUGGGAAGAUAAGUCGACGCUGAACCGCGUCAUUGGCUUGCUGUGCCUUCCCGCCGUCUCUAUUCUGCGACUCACAGUGCCAUUGAUCAACACAGAGGAGUUUAUCAUGCACGAAGCGCUCUCGCGUGUCCACCAUGCAAUGGUGUACAGUCCCAAUGCAUCGCCUACUCCCAGUGUCAUCGAGGCAUGGGACGCACUGCAAGGCUCCGAAGAUGUAUUCUUGGCAGAUCCGUCCAUGAUUUCACGCACACACGAGCGUGCAGUAGCGGACCGCUUGCUGAUUGGACUCCAAUACAUGGUUGUGCCGCCGUUUAUCCUGUGGGUGCUCGAGAUCCCGUCUGACGCUGCGACGCGCAAUGCCUGUAUAGUUCUAGGUGCCUUGUUUGGCACAAUUGCUGGAGUUGUGCAUGUGCGGAAAAUGGCCCGCGAGCCCGACGCGAACGGGCCGCAGCAGUUGCAGCGGUUUGCCUCCGUGCGCAGCGUUCUCGGUUUCUUUGUAGGGCUCUUGUGGAUCAUUGUGUCUGUUGACCAGAUCCUCGCCGUUUUGCGCACGUUUGCCUACGUGUACGGGUGGAGUGAGGCUAUUUUGGGCCUGACGCUCUUCGCAAUGGGCAACUCGUUGGGCGACGUCGUGACCAAUUUGUCAAUUGCGCGCUUGGGGCACCCUCUCAUGGCUUUUUCUGCGUGCUUUGCGUCUCCCUUGACCAACCUGCUGAUCGGCGUGAGUUUCUCCGUGUUUUGGACGCAGCUCGAGGACCCUUCACACGGCCCCUACUUUAUCCCGCACAGCAUUGCACUGACGCUGAGCAGCUACGUACUGCUGGGCAUGUUGCUCCUGCUCUUAAUUGUCCUUCCACUGCACCAGUUCCAAGCCAGCAAAAGACUGGGUAUUUUGUUUUUAUUCACCUACGGCGGUACGUCGCACCCAACUAACUAA